Pararge aegeria (speckled wood butterfly) is the source of this 1778-nucleotide messenger RNA. RefSeq names its product cathepsin F-like. The transcript is spliced from 5 exons. Bases 49 to 831 code for a protein of 260 amino acids. Lineage: Eukaryota; Metazoa; Arthropoda; Insecta; Lepidoptera; Nymphalidae. The record is from RefSeq and is a predicted model, not a curated record. Gene Ontology annotation, cellular component: lysosome. Gene Ontology annotation, molecular function: cysteine-type endopeptidase activity.
ACGUGAAAUUCCAACUGCGAAAAGUUAGGUCGGCUCUAUUAGUUAACAAUGUACGUUACACUCUUGUUCUACGCUUUUUAUAGCAUCAACUGCUAUACGAUACCCGAGGCUAACUUGAACAAUGUAGUUAAUAUAAGUUAUUUCAAAUCUAUGAGUGGAAAGUUUCCUGAAAUAUGGGACUGGAGGGAGAAGGGCGCGGUCUCCCCGGUGAAGGAUCAACACAGUUGCAAUGCCUGCUGGGCGUUUAGUGCUAUUGCCAACAUUGAAAGCCACCUGAUGAUAUACUUGGGGAAAGCUGAGCAGUUGUCAGAGCAAUUCCUCAUAGACUGUGACGGAAGCGGCGUCGGGUGUAAGAGUGCAAGCGUGUUAAACUCUUUCGGGCAAAUAGUCAAAACCCUUGGAGGGGUUCUACGCUAUUCAGAUUAUAAACCAUAUUCGGGCGAUCAACUAUCCUGCUCCUGGAAGGGAUAUCCGAAGCCCAUCCCCGUGACUGGAUAUAGACGCGUACGCUCUGAUGAAGAAGACAUGGCCAGAGCUGUUUAUAAAUAUGGACCUCUCUCUGCUGGAAUCAACUCGGCAUCAAUGAAACAGUAUAAAGGAGGAAUUGAUGAACCCAGAGAAGAUCUCUGCUCUCCUAGAGAGUUGGAUCAUGCAGUCUUAAUAGUAGGCUACAACAUUUACCUUGACAGCAAUACGGGUGAAAAGGUCCCGUACUGGAUUAUCAAGAACUCUUGGGGUGUCAAUUGGGGUGAUAAAGGCUUCUACUAUUUAGUCAGAGGCCGUAACGCCUGCGGAAUUGCCAACGACGUUUCUUUUGCUACUGUUAAUUAAAGUACCGAACUAGAGUAUUUAAAUAUGUAUUUAAUAUAAUAUUAUCUUGAAUUUGAUUUUCAUAUAUUUCAUUGUAGACUUAUACUUCUAUAAAUAGCACUAUGAUAAAGAUAAAUUAUUUAGGAAGCCAAUGCCGUUUACAGAAUCAUGAAAGGUGGGAUGGAUAUUUUUUUAUACGUAUAUCCCCAAAACGUGUCGUAAAUGUAAAUUUUUAAAAAAAAGAACGGCUUCCAAGUAUAAACUUUUUGAAACUGACAUUUAGAUUUUUUCAUGGCUUGACAGGUUAAAAGUAUAUAUUUUUAUUUUUUUUUGUUACGACAUUGGCUUGAAAUUUGGGAGGCCGUGUUCAAAACCCAGCAAGCAGCUCUAACAUUUCUAAGUUAUUUGCGAAAGGAAACACAUCGUGAUGAAACCCGCAUGCCUGAAACUUCUUCAUAAUGUUCUCAAAGAUGUGUGAAGUCCACCAAUCCGCAAUGGACCAGCGUGGUGUACUAUGACCUACACCCUUCUCAGUGUGAAGGAGGCCUGUGCCCUGUGAUGAUUACUUUUUCGGCGUUCCUUCGUUAACUUACUAUUAUUAGCCUUUAAUUAAAUAUCCAUAAAUGUUGUUUUUGGUCAUGACAUGAGCGCUUUAGCUUUCUUUUUUUGCUCACUUAAGGCACGCAUAGCCCCUUGUAUAUUAAUCAAUAUAGCACACUAGUGUCAUAAUGUAUUAUUAGAAUCUAGAUUUGUGGUGAGAACAAAAAUGUAUCUUUUCUUCAUUUUCAAACUUCAAUUCGAACAUACGUAUACGUUUUCGAUUAAAUUUCUACCUUUUGUCGUUCACUCUCGGUUUAAAGAAAAUCCUUAGGAAUUUGAAUAUAAAUGGGAAAAGCUUUCUUUUGCUAGCUAUUCAAUUUACUUUAAUUAAGCCAACAUUUUAAUACUGCGAUGGCCAGUGGCGUGCA